Molecule: messenger RNA, 1183 nt
Organism: Capsicum annuum
Lineage: Eukaryota; Viridiplantae; Streptophyta; Magnoliopsida; Solanales; Solanaceae
Exons: 5
Coding region: 263-697 (144 amino acids)
Source: RefSeq, a predicted model, not a curated record
UUCUUUUUACUUAGCUUUUAAUUAAUUAACAUUCUGAAAAUUAAGCUAAGGUAACAAAUUAAUUAUAAUUUCUCAUCAUUCAAUCCUCUCUAUAGCAGCCAUACGCGACCAACAUCGAUCAUCGACGACGUCGGCUGGACCAACCAAUUGUAGAGGCUGUCGUAUGUGCCCACCGAAAAGUGCCAUCAAAGGACCAUAAUCUUGUAUAUUGGGUAGCUGGGGCUCUCUUAGGCCUCUCUGUAUUGCUGGAGAAGAAAGAUAGAUGUGGAGAACUUGCGUUGUAUGUUCUUCCUCGAGCUGCAGAUUCUUUGUGGUAUAUACUAGUGAACUGUCAUUUACUUCCGGAUAUCAAGAAUGUCGAGAUGCCGAGGUGGAGACCAGUAAUUUAUCUUUAGAACAAAAUACAGAAGAACAUCAUCCAGCUUCUGAGUUGUUGAGCAUCAGUGUGCAAGAAGAUAAUAAGAAUGAACUUUUCUGUCCAAACUCAUCCUGUCCCGAGCUAGCUGUGGAAAAUAUGGAAGGAACACAUGUUGAUUCAUCACUUUCUCCACAAGUAGAUAAGAAGAUGAACAUGUCUGUUGAAGGAGCGUCUGUUGAACAUACUGUAAAUGAACCAGCCAUUGACUCGGUUUCUGAAGUGGACUCGGUUUCUGAAGUGAAGUUUGAUGGAAGCUGUGUUCUGGUUGAUAAAGGAUGAUGUGUUUUCAGGCUCUGAAUUCCAUGGAUCUCAUAUCUCUAAUAAGGAUGUCAUGGAAGUUCCACAUAUAGCAGCAGAUGAUUAUACAUAUGAAGGUGAUGCAAUAAAAGGAUGGCUGUAAAGUAGACACGAUACUUCUCCAAUGACAAACCUCAAGCUCGAUACCUGUGAUUUGAUUCCCAAUUAUGCUCUCUAUCGCACAAUUCAGGAAUGACAGCAGUAGUGCUAAAACUCAUUCAGGUCUAUAAUGCCUUCUACAAACAAAAACAGCUCCAAAGAUGAACUAUAUAUACUGAUAUAGAAAGUUAUUCAUGUCUCGUGGUAGUUCCACCGAGUUAAUACUUGGAUUUGAGUUAUUUGAACUUGUCAGGUAAGUAUUAAGUGUUACUACAAUAUUGAGAUGUACAGACUUUAUCACUAUGUAUACUAGAUUUGAUUCUCGAUAGCAGUUUGAUAUAAAUUGAUGAAAUUUAUUAUUUUGUGAUA